AUGCGACAAUACGUGGCACAAAACGAUACGUUGGGUCUCAUUGAAUUAACUCGUCAAUCCUUGGAUAAUAAAGCCAAAGCUAUCUUUUGUCAGUUGUUAAAAUGCCACUUAGCCUCAAUGUGGAACUUUAAAGACAUGGUCAUCGCAGCAAACGGUGAGCACAAAGCUUCAAGUGCAUUGAAAGAGGCCGCCAAUGUGAUCGCCUCCUCCCCACUGGCGUUGCAGCUGCGAUAUCUGCAAACCCUGUGUGCUAUUUCUGCAGAGAAGAAUUCCACAAUCAUCUUCCCUCUUCCCAUCGACAUUUUGCACAGCAGUGCCGCUACUGUGAACGCUAAACUCGGCUCCUCAACCAUCUCGCUGAAUGAGGGAGAUUCACAAAGUCGGAGGAGGAAGGCAAUGGUGAGACAGUGGUUGCCUUCACUCAGUCCCGAUCACUCCGUCACACCAAACCCACGUGCUCUCCUACCGGGCAUGGGAGAACCAGAUCCCCUAAUCCCUCAGCCAGUGCCACCACAACUACCAGAGAGUCAACGAAGGCGCUAUGAGGCUGCUGCACUUCUGACUGUCACCGGAGCAGCUAAGAAAGCCACUGUCACUACUGCCAGUCCUCUACCUCCGGCCGCCGCCGUCGAAACGUCAGCACGUGACUCUCAACCACCACCACAGUUGCCGCGCCCCCAGCUUGGAGUGGCUCACGAGGACUUUGACGACACUUGCAGUGAUUCUGUGUAA
This is a messenger RNA of Hydatigera taeniaeformis, 732 nucleotides long. The record is from the annotation of a GenBank genome assembly. Lineage: Eukaryota; Metazoa; Platyhelminthes; Cestoda; Cyclophyllidea; Taeniidae.